Messenger RNA from Lycium barbarum (goji berry), 1082 nucleotides. RefSeq names its product ethylene-responsive transcription factor 5-like. The record is from RefSeq and is a predicted model, not a curated record. Bases 197 to 931 code for a protein of 244 amino acids. The transcript has a single exon. Lineage: Eukaryota; Viridiplantae; Streptophyta; Magnoliopsida; Solanales; Solanaceae. Gene Ontology annotation, molecular function: DNA binding; DNA-binding transcription factor activity. Gene Ontology annotation, biological process: ethylene-activated signaling pathway; regulation of DNA-templated transcription.
CCACUCUUCAUUAAGCACUUACAAAGCUUCAUUGAAAAAUUCAUUCUUCUUCACUUUUUUUUUUUAAGCAGAAAAAUAUUGUUAAGAUUGGAUUUGAACCUUAAUCUGGCAUCUUAGACCAACUCGGCCAUCUCAACAUAUUCAUCCUCGUUUUCGCUUUCUCUCUAUCUUUUCUUUUUCUCAAUUUGGAUUUGUAAUGGAAUGUUUUAAUGAAUAUUUUGCACUGGAGGAAAUUAGAAAUCAUCUCCUGGGAGAAUUUUCCCCGAAAACUUUGAAAUUUGGGGCGGAACUAACUAGUACUAGUACUAGUGAGUUUAGUAAUAAUACUGCGACGGGUAGCUUGAAUUCUUUUGAUUUUUUCUCCGCUGAUUUCUUUCAAUUUGGAUACGAAAUUUCGAAUUCGAGCUCUGAAUCAGCAAAUUCAGAGCAUAACAGAACAAAUUUCAUCAAAAUCGAAUCGGAGCCGUCGAUUUCAAGCUCCGAUUACGAGGAAAAUAAAAGCAAAUGCUUUCAGUUUGAAUCGAGUAAAGUUAUUGAUAGGAAACCUUCACUGAAAAUUGAUUUACCUCGGGUGAAGAAGUUCGAGUGGAUCGAUUUCGGCAAUUCGACUCAAUCGAAUAAUCCAAUAGUUUCGAAAAUCGAAGAGAAGAAGCAACAUUACAGAGGAGUGAGACGGCGGCCCUGGGGAAAGUAUGCGGCGGAGAUCAGCGAUCCAAAACGACGUGGUUCUAGGGUUUGGUUAGGAACAUUUGAAACCGCAAUUGAAGCAGCUAAGGCUUACGAUAAAGCCUCAUUUACAAUGCGUGGAAGUAAAGCAAUACUGAAUUUUCCAUUGGAGAUGCAGGGGAAGAAUUACCUGAGAGAAGAGAGUGAAGAAAGUAAGGGAAGAGGAAGAGUUAUGGCCUUUAACGCCGUCAAGUUGGAAUUGUAACGGAAUAGUUAACCUCCCGCCAUUAUCACCGUUAUCUCCUCACCUGAGCUGUUCGCAGCUUAUCCAAAUCUGAAGUGACAAUAAGCAAUACUUCUAAUUUUAUAAUGUAACAAAAUAUAUGAUGAUUAUGAAUUAUCAGUCGAUUCGUAUA